UGAAAGAUGAAUUAAGCGUCUCAAGCAUCUAGCUAACAUGUAGCCACAAUAACAAUAACUUCACAGCAUAUUUACUGGCAUAAGUUUACUGGAAUAAGAAACCGCCGAAUAAUAAACAUAUUUGGGAGCUGUGUAGCGGACCCAACGACUGGGUUCUGCCUAUUUAGCACACAAGUUCUGCAGGAUAGCUUGUCGAUCUGCGAGGCUUGCUAACAACAAACGUUAGCAUGCACUGAGAGAAGUCACUUUGGGCUGGAUGGGAAAUUGUCUGAAACGACGGAAAACAAGCCGCCUCCAGAGGGCUGAGGUAACGGUGCCACCAUGUACUCAAGCCCCAACAACUUCCUGAAGUCCAGCUGCAACAGCAGCAGCAUCACUGAGCUGCUGGGUGCCCUGUGUGACUGCAGCCUGUCUGGGGUGUCAUGGAAACGCCGUGCCCUGGGUGGAGUCUCAAGGGAAAGUUUCCGCAGAGCUCUCAAGAAAUGUGCCUAUGGCGCCCUGCUGUCUAAGCUAUUUCAAGAUGGCACCAAGGGGUCUGCCUCAGGACCGAGUGCCCCAGCUAAUACACCGCCCAAAAACAAAGUCCUGAUGAUAUGUUUUGACUUGCGGGUGGCAGGGUGCCGAGAGGAGGCAGAGAGGUUGGAGGAGCAGCUGGGGAUGCUGCCGGAGGGAGCAUCCUCCGGCCUGACGGAAGUAGACGCAGUCCUCGAGCUCUUGGUACAUCUAGCUGGUUCGGCGCCUCCACCUGCUAAGUCUUUCAGCAGGGACUACAUGAGACAAGAGAGGCCCGUGCUGCGAAGGCCUCGACCCUGGGGCUAUCAGAGUGAGGAGCUGCAGAGACUAGAGGCCCGGGCAUGGGGUCUGGUGUGUGGGGAGGAAUGGGGAACUCUGGAGAGUUUGUGUGGGACUCAGAGGUUGAUGGAUGCCCCUCCGGGCACAGGGCUGCUGGCUCUGAGAACUAAAUUAGAUGUGGAAGAAAGAUUUGAGAGGGAGACCAGGAUGACGCUGUUUGGAGCACUGCAGCACACUCGCACUUCAGAUAUAGACAUAAGACUGGACCUGCCUCCUGUUCCCAGUAAUAUUGAUGUGACUGGGCUUCCUAUCAGGGUCCCGCCAUGUUUAGAUCAGUCUGAGGAUGAGGGUUUCCAAUCAGCUUCCAACCUGACUCCAGACUCUCAGUCAGAGACCAGCCCUGUUCCAGACAUUGACAUAUGGGAAGCUCUCCGCACGUUUGAGCCUGGAAGACGCCGCUGUUGGGAAUCUGUUGGCUGCCCACCAGGGAAAAGAGAGUCACUCUAUCUAACAGAGGGAGGCAGGGAGGCCUUCGACCAGCUCUAUCGCCUGUGGGAGGGGGAGAUGAGGGUGGUCAGCACUGCUACCCCCUCUCCUCUUCUCCCUCUGCCCUUGGACUCUCAGACACAACUGGUAUUCGACCUCCUCAACGUCUUGAUCGGAGUGGCGUCCACGACCUUCCCUCUCAACCAGAGUGUUCAGUUUGACGUCAGACCUGGUGUGUGCGUGUCAGGAGCCUCUCCAGAAAGUGUCUCUCGUCUCUUGGGGGAGCUGGCCCAGUAUGGCACCUACUACUUGAGGCUUAGUCGCUUUUCUCUGCAGAGUGCUGACAAAAAAGGCCUAGUCUUUCAGGCUUUUACAGGUGGUCUGCGUAAGUAUCUGCAUUAUUACAGGGCUUGUGUUCUCAGCACUCCACCUGCCCUCAGCCUGUUGACUAUUGGCUUCCUCUUCCGCAAAGUGGGCCGCCAGCUAAGGUAUCUGUCAGAACUGUGCUGCGUCGACGGGCCUUUGGGUGCAGGACAGGCUACCUUCCCUGUGGGUGUUAAACUGCUGUCCUACCUGUACAAUGAGGCACAGAAUAACUGCAGCAAUGAGAACUAUCCGGUCCUGCUGUCGCUGCUGAAGAGCAGCUGUGAACCCUAUACACGGUUUGUGUCUGACUGGGUGUAUAGCGGCGUGUUUCGGGAUGUUUACGGAGAAUUCAUGAUCCAAGUCAACGAGGACUAUCUCGGCUUCAGAGACAAACACUUCUGGGUCCAAGGCUACACUCUGAUCUCAAAGGAUGUGGAGGAUUGUGUGCCCAUCUUCCUGAGACACAUUGCCAAUGAUGUAUAUGUCUGUGGAAAGACCAUCAACCUCCUCAAGAUCUGCUGCCCGCAGCACUACAUCUGCUGGUCAGAGCUGCCGGUGCCUCGCAUUGCUGUCACCUUCUCCCUCCAGGAGGUGGAGGAGAUUGAGAGGGACUGUGCUGUGUACCGCGGACGCAUGGAGAGGGUUGCUAAGCACAGUGCCAUCAGCAGGGAGGAGCAGGCCCAGCGAGCAGAGCAGGCACGCCAGGAGCUGAUCAAUCAGGUCAGAGAGUCAGCAGCCAAAACCCUGGAGAGCAUCCGCGGGCGCCAGGUGUCCCAACGUCUGGCUGAGGAGGCCAAGAAGAGGGAGCGUUUUGAGGAGCUGAAGCAACACCUGGAGCAGGAGCAAGAGUGGCGAAAUGUAGCCAAGAAGAAGCAGGAGGAGGAUGACUUCAGCUUUGCCAGAGAGCUGAGGGACAGAGAAAAGAGACUACAAGCCCUGGAGGAGCAACUGGAGCAGAGAGCCAGGAAGGAGCUGAUAGCUCAGUACAGCCGUCUGUCAGAGGACGCAGCUCGCAGAGAGAGACGGGCCAUGUGGCGGGUGCAGCGAAUGAGACUCGACGAAGCCCGGGCUCAGUUCUUCAUGCAUGACAGGCAGCAGACUCAGGCACUUCUAGAAAAAUAUCCUUUAGGGCAGAAGAGACCACCUGUGGAAGCACUGCCACCUGUUCCCUUAGCACAACAGACUUCAUCACAACCCACACCGGAAUGUUGGGACCUGUCUGAACAACAGCCAGCAGAGACUCAAGAAUCUGAUGCUGUGUCACCACCACCUGACCCAUCCUCUCCCACCCUCGCUCACCCUACAGUAGACCCUGCCCUCAUCUCUGAGAACAUUGACAUCAAUGAUUUUCUCCCCAAGUCACCAAAUCCUGACAGUCAGCAGGUGGACAGCGCCCUACAGGAGAUCGGCUCUGACCUACCUGAAGCGUGUCCUACAGCACAACUGGUAGACUAUGACUUCAGUGCCCCCUUUAGUCCGCUUGAAGGUAUCACUGGCCGAGCCUCAUGCCAGCCCCGGCCUCGCUGGGGACCUGCAGUCCAGCCUGACUUGAUCCAAAACCACCCAUCUUUUUCUCAUAUCCCCAUAGGAGAAAACAUAUCUCAAGUUCAGGAAGGUCUUCCCAAAGCCAGCCCCUUUGGCCAAGCAACCAAAUCCAGCUUUCCUUUAGGUCAAUACACCCCAGAGGAGCCCCAAAAUACAUCUAAAGAAAACGUUUAUGGAUAUCCCUCUCAAGCAUCGGUGCAGCAAGUAAAUGCGAGUGGCUCAGUGGCAGAAAACAAGCAGGCGGAAAUUAAAUCUAUGACGGAGCAUACGACUGAAAUGGGGGAUUUAGAAAGUAAAGUAGAAGUAAAUAAAGACAAGGGUAAAUCUGUUGAGCCUGAAAAAGACAAUGAUUUGAUUGCAUCGUCCACCUCCCCAAAGCAAAGUGGCAAGAAUAUUGGUCAUCACAAAGCAUUGAUAAGUCUGUCUGACUGUGGUGGGAUUGAUUCUCCUAAUGCAAGCACUCAGGGCCGCUGCUCGGAUGCUCUUAAUAAAGCUGAUGAUAAUAUUUCUUCGCCAAACAUUCAUAUCUCCAGUAUUCACCUAAAAGCUGGAGGGCUGGUUUCAGAUAUUGUUGCCCAGCAGCCUUCACUUAGCACCCUUGGACAUUCCUCUGAUGCCCACAUAAGGGUCCGAGAGUUUGUAUCGGAGGUAACUGGUCCUCUUCAAUCCCGCAAUAUCCAUGGCCACGCCUCAGAUUCUCACAUCAAGAUUGGAGAACAUGUUUCAGAAGUUGAUGCUCCUCUACCUUCCUCCAGUGCUCACGGUCACUCCUCUGAUGCACACAUUAAAGUUGGGGAAAAUGUUUCAGAGAUCUUUGCUCCUCUUCCUACUCCAAAUGUCCAUGGUCAUGCCUCAGAUGCUAACAUCAAAGUCGGUGAGCAUGUUUCAGAUGUUGUUGCCCCUCUGCCCUCCCCCAGCAUUCACGGUCACAGUUCAGAUGCCCACAUUAAAGUCGGAGAAAACGUCUCGGAUGUUUUUGCACCACUUGCUGCUCCCAGCAUCCAUGGUCACUCCUCUGAUGCAAAUAUAAAAGUGGGCGAGUUUGUGUCUAACAUACCCGAAGCAAGACCUCGUUGGAGUAAACAUGGGCAUGCCUCCGACUGCAUUCUGCAGCCAGGCUGCGUGGUUUCUGGAGCUGAACCCUCCUUGUCUGCUCUACCUGGAAGCUCUUAUGGUCACUCCUCAGACUCAAUGUUGGCUACUGGAUGUGUAGUUUCAGGAGAAGAACCCAACCGUUCACCUCUACCAGGCAGUGCCCAUGGACACUCGUCAGACUCUGCGUUAACCAUCGGAUGUGUUGUGUCCAAAGCUGAACCACUUCCAUCCCCACUACCGGGCAGCGCCUAUGGCCACUCCUCUGAUUCGACGCUAGGAAUGGGCUGUGUGGUGUUGGGGACGCAGCGACAACCCUCUCCACUACCAGGCAGCACUUACGGCCACUCAUCAGAUUCUUCACUUGGAGUUGGGUGCAUGGUGAAAGGGAAAGGCAUCUUAAAUCAGCAGAAGCCAGACGACAAUGGAGACAGUAAAGGUUCAAAGUCAGACAGCCCUGGUGAGCAGCUGGUUGAGUUCACGGGGUCCUGGGCAGCCGGCUUUGGUUUGUCCCCCGGAGAAAAGUCUGAGCAGGAAUACCUCUUGGCUUUGUGUGCUCAGUAUGAGGUGGAACAGUACGAAGACUGCUACAACCUAAUGGCUUCGUCCCCAGAGUGUCAGCUGUUGAAGCAGGUAACUCGGGGCCCUUGGGGCCUUCCUAUGGACCACACAUUUCGCAGAGCCACAGACACCACCGCUGUCCAACUCAGCGAGAUGGUUUCCCUGCCAGUUCUGAUUAAACAGGCCGUCACUACUCCGCUCAUCACACAUGUAUCUUUGGUGAACAAGGCAGUGGUGGACUACUUCUUUGUGGAGUUAGGGGUGGAAAAACACUUCGAGGCGUUGCGCCACUUCCUGCUGAUGGAGGAUGGCGAGUUCGCACAGUCCCUCAGCGAUUUGCUCUUUGAAAAGCUGGGCAGUGGCCAGACUCCCGGUGAGCUGCUGACCCCCCUGGUUCUGAACUCCAUCCUCAGUAAAGCCCUGCAGUACAGCUUACACGGGGACACACCAUUAGCUGGUAACUUCACCUUUGCCCUGCGCUUCCUCCCGGAGACCUUCCACCCACACGCCCCUGAUUCUCUGAACUGUCUGGAGCUACGCUACAAGGUGGACUGGCCGUUGAACAUCAUUAUCACAGACAGCUGCAUGAACAAGUACAACCGUCUGUUCUCGUUCCUGCUCCAGCUCAAACACAUGGUGUGGAGCCUCCGCGAGGUCUGGUUCCACCUCAAGAGAACAGCGCUGGUGAAAGGUGCAGGUCGCUCGGUGCAGUUCCAUCAGCUGCAGCUAUACAGACAUGAGAUGCAACAUUUUGUAAAGGUGAUACAGGGAUACAUCGCCAACCAGAUCCUGCAAGUGUCCUGGAGCGAAUUCACAGCCAAGCUGGCCACCGCCAGCGACCUGGACGCCAUCCACCGCACACAUGCAGACUACCUCAACAGAGCCAUCUUCAGGGGUUUGCUGACAGAGAAGGCAGCUCCGGUCAUGAACAUCAUCCACAGCAUCUUCAGCCUGAUCCUCAAGUUUCGGGCGCAGCUGAUCGCACAGCCCUGGGGCAGCCAGCAGGGGGAGGCAGUGCACCCCAGCUUCAUCGCCAUGCAACAGUCAUACAACACCUUCAAGUAUUACUCUCACUUUCUUUUCAAAGUGGUGACCAAGCUGGUGAACAGAGGUUACCAGCCUCAUCUAGAGGAUUUUCUUCUUCGCAUCAACUUCAACAACUAUUACAAAGACUCCUGAGCAGUGUACUGGUGUGUAUGUUGCACUUGACAUAGUACAGGCACAUACUUGCUCGAUACUUAUCGAACGCACCAUUGUGUACAAUGACUGUUUACAUUUUUAGAAUCCCCACUUAGUGUUUAUAGGACAGAAGACAGAAUCAGACAUGUAUACCAUAAAUUCAGUUCACGGUGCUGCAUGGAUUUGACAUUUAAACCCGUUUAGGCAAUCAAUAUGCAGGAUUUGAGCUACAUGUCUGUGUGCUUGAUUAAUGGCUGUACUGCUCAAAUUGUGUGCUGACAAAGUUUGUAAUUGAGAUAAAGCUGAUGCCUCCUGUAAAGUCUCACACUCAGAUGUGUCCCCAGCUAUGUAGAUAUUAAGUGCAUAUAAAUUAAGUGUUGAUUAUAUGUAAAUACAAAAGCUAAAUGCUUUGUUAAAUAAAUACUCUACUCCGCAGUGCUGAUGUUAGAGUUCUUCUGUGAUUCAAAGAAAACACAUUGACUUGAGCAAGAAAAAAAUUACUUACAUUUAUUAAAGAUUGCAUGUUAGCAUUGGUAUUAGAAAACUAGGACAAAUUAAGUGCAAAGCCUUAUGGGUAAUGGAUUCUGUCAAGAUCAGCCAUUUACAAAAAGACAGAGAGUGGGGGGAGAAAAUGCAGUCCUUGCUAUAUUACUGGAAUUUAUUUUCCUCACAAUGAGUACCCAGAUUUCUCCUGACGGUGCAUUAACUUGCAAAGCAAA
Messenger RNA from Plectropomus leopardus (leopard coralgrouper), 6740 nucleotides. RefSeq names its product tubulin gamma complex component 6 (gene tubgcp6). Gene Ontology annotation, molecular function: gamma-tubulin binding; microtubule minus-end binding. Gene Ontology annotation, cellular component: spindle pole; microtubule organizing center; gamma-tubulin complex. NCBI's taxonomy places the organism in Eukaryota, Metazoa, Chordata, Actinopteri, Perciformes, Serranidae. Gene Ontology annotation, biological process: mitotic cell cycle; cytoplasmic microtubule organization; meiotic cell cycle. The record is from RefSeq and is a predicted model, not a curated record.